Polyodon spathula (Mississippi paddlefish) is the source of this 4968-nucleotide messenger RNA. RefSeq lists its product as uncharacterized. The record is from RefSeq and is a predicted model, not a curated record. Gene Ontology annotation, molecular function: protein serine/threonine kinase activator activity; zinc ion binding; nucleic acid binding. Gene Ontology annotation, cellular component: nucleus; Dbf4-dependent protein kinase complex. Gene Ontology annotation, biological process: positive regulation of nuclear cell cycle DNA replication; regulation of cell cycle phase transition. Lineage: Eukaryota; Metazoa; Chordata; Actinopteri; Acipenseriformes; Polyodontidae. The transcript is spliced from 12 exons. The coding region runs from base 180 to 3266 and encodes 1028 amino acids.
UGUCAUUGUUGGCCAUUGCGGGACGGGCGGGCUAAACAGAGAUUUAAACUGCAGAGAUGGAGGGAUAGUGAUCCGCACAUCUGCAGAAGGAAAGUCAAACUGAAAACACGUUAAACCAGCUCCGCGAAGAACACUCCUAGCAAGAGUCAGGUGAUCACUGCAGUGCUGCCGGAGCAGGGAUGCAGAGGCAAGCCCGGGUUCAAGAGCUGGAAGCAGGGCUGGCCCCGGGGAGACGGCCGUUCCAGGGGAAGUCCUUCUACCUGGACCUGCUGCAGAGCAGGCAUACCCCGCGGGUCGUGGAGGCCAUCGGGAGGAUGGGAGGGACAAUCGAGAGCUUCCUUAGCAAGGAGGUGAGCUACCUGGUUUCGAGGAGUCAAGAGGCUAGGCAGGGAGGCAUCACCAAGGAAACGGAGGGGCAGUCUGUCCAAGAGGCCAGACAGGGAGGCAUCGUCAAGGCAAAGGAGGGGCAGUCUGUCAGAGAGGCCAGAGAGGGAGGCAUCGCCAAGGCAAAGGAGGGGCAGUCUGUCAGAGAGGCUAGCCAGGUGGGCAUCGCCACGGCAAAGGAGAGGCAGUCUGUCCGAGAGGCCAGGCAGGAUGACAUCACCAACUCUCCCUCUCCAUCUCUGGGCAGCAGGAAAGGAAACCAGCGAUCAGCCAGCAUGACCCAGAGCAGCCGUGGGAAGGCGUUACUGGACAAAGCGAUGCGCAGCGCUCAGGCAUGCGGUGAGGGGAGCAGUGUUCUGGCCGAUGCUCGGUCCUGGGGAGUAAAGGUCCUGCACAUCGAUGACCUUCUGGCCUACAUUGACAAGGUCACUCUUCAGAGCUCUAAGGCAAAGAAAAAGGCGGCAGAGGUGCAGACUCUAACAGCCUCGCCGCCUUCUGUCCUUCAGAAGAAACCUGCUACUGCUGCCACACCUCUGGCCCGCGUUGUGAAAGCAGGGACUCUGAAGCAGCCUUUUCUUAAGAUUGAAGACUGCAGCAGGCGCUACAAACCCCUUCACCUGCAGCUCGCCAGCCUCCCUCAGCUGGACUUCUCCAGAGUCACCCGCUGCAGCCCCUUCGAACCCCCGGCACCACUUCAGCCUGGAAAAGAGGAGAACCAGCUCAAGAGGAUGGUCAACAGGGAGAGCCGUGGACUGACCCCCAGCGACAGAGAACAGGGGAAACAGGGCACUGUGGCCACCCCUCCCCUGCCAGUCACCACUGUGGACAGGAAACGCCAGGGCUUCUGCGAGUGCUGCCAGCAGGCCUUUCAGGAGCAGAUCGAGCACCUGCAGUCUGAGCAGCACCGGGUCUUCGCUCAGAACACCUCGCACUACUCUGCAGUGGACCGGCUCAUCUCGCAGCUCCAGUGCCACUUUGUGGAGCUCCCUGCACAGCACAGCUCUCUGCUCAGGUGUGUGAGUCCUCCUGUCCACUCCCCAGAGGUUUCCCUGGAUCUGCCUCAGAAUAACAGUGAGGUAGAGAAGGCUAUCGAGGCCCUGUUGUGUCAGGGGGAAGCUUCCACACAGGGAAGGGGCCGGGGGGACUGCAUUCUCAACACACCACCUCCCCAGCAGAGGGGAGAGGGGGACUGCAUUCUCAACACACCUCCUCCCCAGCAGACAGGAGAGAGGAACUGCAUUCUCAACACACCUCCUCCCCAGCAGAGAGGAGAGAGGAACUGCAUUCUCAACACACCACCUCCCCAGCAGAGAGGAGAGAGGGACUGCAUUCUCAACACACCACCUCCCCAGCAGAGAGGAGAGAGGGACUGCAUUCUCAACACACCUCCUCCCCAGCAGACAGGAGAGAGGGACUGCAUUCUCGACACACCACCUCCCCAGCAGAGAGGAGAGAGGGACUGCAUUCUCAACACACCUCCUCCCCAGCAGACAGGAGAGAGGGACUGCAUUCUCAACACACCUCCUCCCCAGCAGACAGGAGAGAGGAACUGCAUUCUCAACACACCACCUCCCCAGCAGAGAGGAGAGAGGGACUGCAUUCUCAACACACCUCCUCCCCAGCAGAGAGGAGAGAGGGACUGCAUUCUCAACACACCUCCUCCCCAGCAGAGAGGAGAGAGGGACUGCAUUCUCGACACACCACCUCCCCAGCAGAGAGGGGGGGUGACCUCACUGGCAGGCACGCCCUGUGGGCCUGUGAACACUGCUAACGAACCAGUGCAGAGACCUCUGCAUAGACCAUUGAGCCAGGCCUCAUCAAAGCCUGGACACUGCCUUCCCCGCACAGCCUCACCAGUGCCGCGGAACAGUAAGAAACGCCCCCGCGCAUCCAGCGCCAGCCCCUCCGGGAGGAAGAGACGGAGAGUUGCUGUGGAGCACUCCUCGGACCCCGCUUUCAACAGGCUCUCCUGUAGCCAGCCGGGGAUUGGGGGCUGCCCCAGGGCUCAGUCAGGGGAGGGUGGAGCUCUCCCUGCUCUCCACCGAGCGGAAACCCCAGGACUGCCCCAGCAAAGGGAACGUUUGAGGCCAUCAGGGACUCCAGGGAUCCAGCCUUCAGCUUCCGAAGCGCCUGACGUGGAGCGACUCUUUCAGGAAUCUGCUUCUGAGUGCCUUCACAAGGGCUUCAGCCAGCCAGCAUGCCCUCCCCUUCCUGUGCCCCCUGCCCCAGGCUCUCAGCACCUCACUGCUGCUGAAACCCCGCCAUCUGAAGCUGUCCGAGCAGGGCAGGGCCAGCUGUUGACCCCCUGUGGUUAUCAGAAUGUGAAUGCAGCAGGCCGGGUUGGGGGUCCUUUUCCUCUUCCCUUACAGCCCGCAGCCCAGCCGGCUGUGGGGUGCCCAGGGGGGUUCCUCCCUUUGCUCUGUCCGGACUAUCUUCCUGCCCCAAUGAACUUCAGGCUGAGCCUGCCGGGCCAGUGCUUUUCCCCCGUCCUGCCGUCUGUGUGUCCUGUUGAUCAGCCCCCUGAGCUACCCCUGGCCUGGCCCGUCUGCCCCCCUGUCCUGGAACACAGCUCUGCCAUGUCGCAGUCCUUCUCCUCCCUGCGCGUCGACACCAGCCUGCUGCCUCCAGGGAGCUUCUCCUCCGAGUCUGACUGGGACUGCGACCUGCUCUCUCGGCUGGAGGGCCCUUCUGCCACUAGGGGGCAGUGUGGCGUGGACAUGGAGGUGCUGCGGCAGGCAUGCGCCAGCGUGCAGGACAGCGGCUACGAGUCCCGUCUGUGUUCUGUGUUGAGGCAGUCAGAGCUGGACUGGGCUGCCGGCCCGCGCUGCGCAAACGAGACUGAGCCAAUACCUUUCGGGGGCCUGAAGACCUGGCCUGUGUGACACCAAGGGGCUGAAGAAGCUGCUGACUGCUUCACACUCGGGUUGUCAGGGUUGCAGAAACUCACAGCUCCUGCACAUAGCUCUGGGGAAUGUUUGAUAUUUUUUAAACUGCCUUGCUGAGAUUAUGUUUUUCUAAAAUCUAGGAUAGUAAUACUAAAACUAAAAUUGAAGUUUGAAAUAGACUUUAGUAGAAAUGUUUGUCAUUGAAUUAGUUUUAGAAAAUAUAUUCUAUAUUCAGCGCUAUUGAGUGCUUACUAGUUAUGCAUGGUAACAUCUGAGAAACCAAGCAACUGCUGAAUCAAACCCGGCUCAUCUGAGUCUGUCUGAGGGCCUUUUAAAUCAAACUCCUGCUGAAUCUGUUCUGAAUUGAUGAGGCUUAUGUUGUAGGAGUUACAAAUAGUUGCCAACUGGAAGAUAAGAUAACUGUUUACCUUUACCUUGCUCUAUGCUGAUCACACUUCACAACAGGAGUUGUACAGGCAGCGAUAGGACAGGCUCGUGCUUAUUUAGCCGUGGUUAGAUUGAUCAAACCGGAUUUUAAAAUGAAAUCAUAUUUUGGAAUAAGUGUAAUUAUGAACCCUGGGACUGGAUGCAGCAGAGCUAGUGUGAGUUUCUAACCCUGCUCAAACUCCUGGCUGCUGAUCAUUUCAAUUCUAGAGUUCGAGGUGAGCUCAGAAACCCAGGGCUAGUGUGAGUUUCCAACCUUGUUUACCAACAGGGGUGGCACUGAGAUGCAAGGUCAGGAAUUCAUUUCAGUUCAACAUUUAAAAACUCUGGAAGGCUCCCAUAGAACAGACUUGGCAGCCAUGCCUCUGGGCAGCACUUAGACUCAGGGGAAAGUGAAGUGCUCCACUUGCUGCUGUCAUAGCUGGUGUAACUGAUAGUAGUAAUUACAUGUGUACUUGUACACUCUAGGAUUAAUUAGCCACCACUGGUGUGGAAUUGUGCGUGAGAAUAGAGCACUCUACUUACAGGAACCCCUGGUUUUAAUGGGAUGAAGGGCUUAUUUUAACCAGGAUCUAGAAUUAAAAGUAUUGUGCGAUUUAAUUAUAUUCUUCUAGCUGUAGUUCUUUCUUUACGUUUCUUCCCAAUUCAAGCUAUAAAAGACUUUAAUUUCUUAUUACUUCAAGCAUUUCCAUGAACUCUUCCCUCGCGCACCUACAUUCAUUCUGUAGAUUUCGUUUGAGCAGACAUUUGCUUAUUUUAAAUGAUGAUAUCUGGCACUUCACAUGGUUAAAUAAAUCUGUUUGCGAUCCAUGUUUUUAGACUGCCUUGUGCUUCCUGGGUCGCUUCCCCAGGAGUCCCUGUCCGUUCUCUUGUCUUCGUCCUGUCAAUCACACCACCAGCUGUUGCCAUUAUUGCCUGACACGCUUACUGCAGCAGCAGAUUAAAAUGAAAACGUAUGUUUACUAUAACAUGUGUUUCUUAUGAAGCUGCACAUCAGAGACCUGUGUAGCUAAUAGAAGUGUAGAAUGGGUGAGAUGUAAUGUUUUGUUGGCUGCAGUUGCUUGAAUGUGUCCCGUGUGUGCCUGCACUGUCGAUUCUACCAGCUGCUGCUGCACAGCGCACUGCUGGAGGGGUCCCUUGUGGAAGCAGGGCAGCACUUCACUGCGUUGUUCAUGUACAUCGUGUAUCGAGGCACACAUUUGCAGCCAGAUGUCUUGUGGUGUGUGUUUUUGUUUUUUUUAUCAAGUUAAUUUAA